Messenger RNA from Dreissena polymorpha, 2875 nucleotides. Its product is annotated as solute carrier family 28 member 3-like. Lineage: Eukaryota; Metazoa; Mollusca; Bivalvia; Myida; Dreissenidae. Gene Ontology annotation, molecular function: nucleoside:sodium symporter activity. Gene Ontology annotation, biological process: nucleoside transmembrane transport. The transcript is spliced from 11 exons. The record is from RefSeq and is a predicted model, not a curated record. Gene Ontology annotation, cellular component: membrane. Bases 163 to 1626 code for a protein of 487 amino acids.
CUAAGUUACCUAGUGUAUUUCGGUCUCGCCAUAUCGCACAAAUUCGGCGACGAAGAAUCGAUUCGUCUCUCUGUAGUAACCGUGUUUGGAAUACUUCUGAUUUUAUGGAAUCUCUUCAAGCGAACAUAUGGCUAUACGUCAUGGGGUCGGUUUUGGAAGAAAAUGCUCAGGGCAUAUUCAACGGGGAAACGCAGUCUGAUUUUCCGAUGGUUCCUCUACGUAUCUAUGACGUCAUUUUUUGUUAUUUACGUCUCCAUCGUCGUAGCACUUCGAAAACCAGAAAAUCUGACAUCACUCAUUGGACUUUUCGUAUUUCCGUUUGUGCUGUGGCUGACGUCGAAAAACAGGCUAAAGGUAAAUUGGCAUACGGUCUAUUGGGCCAUGAUGCUACAGUUCGUGAUGGCGCUGAUCAUCCUUGAGACUAAAUGGGGCGCGGCGUUCAUCCAAUGGUGGGGCUCGAGACUCACUGACCUCAUAGGCAGCGCGCGCGCCGGAAGUGUGUUUAUGUUUGGGAAGACUUAUACGGACCACUAUUUCCUUAUGGGGGCCAUGCCACAGGCGCUACUUCUGAUCGUCAGUCUGUCGGUGCUGACUUACUUAGGAGUCAUCAAGUUCAUUGUGGAGACCUUAGGUCGCGCGCUGGCGUCCUGUCUUGGUGUAAGCCCCGUGGAGGGCAUCAACGCGAUCGGUAAUAUAUUCCUGCACGUGCCCGAAUCCGCCUUGUUGAUUCAAGAGUACAUAGCGGAUAUGACACCAUCGCAGCUAUUUGUGACGUAUGCGAGCGGCCUGUCAACCGUCGGCGGAACGUCGCUUAUAAUAUUCAUGUCGUCCGGGGUCCCAGCCGCCCCUCUUAUCGCAGCGUCGACAAUGUCGGCGCCAGCAGCCUUGGCGGCCUCCAAGCUAUCGUUUCCGUCGCACAGCGGAGAGGAGGUACCGGUAUCCACUGGUAACGAGGACGAAAGACUUACCAAAAGGACACUUCUUUUAGAAAAACCGACUUCGCUCAUGCACAGCGUCAUAGUGGGCAUCAACCAGGGUAUCGUGCUCAUAUGUCAGGCUGUGUUUUUUAUAAUGACCUUCAUCAUCAUUCUUGAGUGGGUCAACAACACGCUGAUCUGGUUCGGGGACAGGAUUGGAGUGGAAAAUAUGACCGCUGAGUUCCUGUUUUCGUACAUGUUUUAUCCGAUCGCGUUCAUGAUGGGUGUCCGUUCUUCCGACUGUCUGUUCGUUGGAGAGCUACUUGGCGUACGGACGUUCAGCUUUGCAGUUGUCGCCUAUCCGAAACUGGGGCCAAUCAUGGUGAAUGGUCGGGCGUUCAGGGCAUACGUCGCUGGUGGCGUCAACAACACGUGGAGCUACGUCGGCAGAAAUAUAGUAUUGGAUAACCUCAACCAGACGCUGACGGGAGGCGUUAUUGACCCUCGUUCUGAGAUCAUCGCAACAUAUGCGCUGUGUGGGUCCGCAUCGUUUGCGAUUAUGGGUCUUAUCAUCGGCUCAUUCGAGGCCAUCGUGCCCAACCGUAUAGGAGAGAUCACCCACAACAUAGUGAGGGCCAUGGUCGUGGGAACGUUCGCGAGUUAUCUCACCGCGUGUUUCGCAGGUUUGUUGUUCGAGGAGGACAUAUAGAUGCCAUGCGAUCGCAACGACGUUUGUUCAACAGAGAAUCCAACUUAUAACUGAUUUCGUUUGUGUUUCAUAACUUUGUAUAAAUUAUAAUAACAGGUAACGCCGAUUAUCAAAUAUAAAACAAAGGACAAAACAAAAAAAGAUAAAGCCAAAGUUCUUUAAAUUCAAAAUCAUGCAACUGUUGAAUACACUAAGUACCAUAUAUUUUCUACAUUAGUACGGAAGCUGUUUUGUACACUUUGUAUACAGGGAUAUCAAAUUAUUGUACCACGUCUAUCUCUGUUAUAGAUUUAUCCUCGCAGUUACGUACUUUUGACCACAAAGAGUCCGAGUUGUCAUUCAGUAACAAGUGAUGUUUAAAUCGAUUUAAGCCAGAGUUUAUGUGUUAAUAUUAUGAGAAAUGUUAUACAUUUAUAUUGGCUAUUUUAUGUACAAUCGGACACCUCUUGAGUACGGAGGUAUAUACCUCAACAAAAUAUGGAAUAAUUUUUAUCAGGGUGCAGACAAAGUGUCAUCACACCGUUAAGAGCUUUUUUUAUUUUAGUGCAUAUAGGAUUUUUUUUCUUGCAGUUUGAGUCUUAAGGUAUAAGAAUACAUUCUUGAAUACGUCUGAAAUCGGUGGAAAAAUUUUCACGUUUUUCACGUUGCGUGAAGCCUAACCGUGUAGUACAAAUCGAAUUUUGAACAAGACCACAGGUUUAUUAAAUACAGUAAUUCUGAAUUAUUUCACCAAGCCACAAGCAUCGUUAACAUCUGUCUGGUAUGCACUAGUUGAAAUUCUUUAGAAAAUAAAACACUAUUUACCUUCGUGUCUACAUACAUUUCAGUUAAAGGGUGGAACCCCACCAAGUCGCGCGAUCCUGCAUCCUGUUAAUGUUUGGCCUUUUUUAAGAUUUUUUUUAUUAUUUUAUCGAUACACUUUUACAAAGGUUUUCUUAUUACCCGGUUUAACUUUAUCAUUUUAGUAAGCCUUUUUAAUCGUUUUAACCCAUAAUUUAUUCGGCAUACUUUGAGCAGAUUACUGUCCUAGAAAACAGUAUGAUAACACUUUUUCCAUGCACUAAUGAAUGCUCUUUAAUGUUUAUUUUCAUUUUCGUCGUUUCAAGGUUGUAGUUGUAAUAAAUCCAGACUUUAUUUUGUUCGAAAAUACAGCUUUCCAAUUAUAAAUGCAGUUUAUGCAAGGAAUAUUUUACAUAUAAGUAACUCAAGACUUUAUACUAAUAUUUGUAAAUGUAUAAGCAUCAACACA